Messenger RNA from Oppiella nova, 1355 nucleotides. The record is from the annotation of a GenBank genome assembly. Lineage: Eukaryota; Metazoa; Arthropoda; Arachnida; Sarcoptiformes; Oppiidae.
AUAUCAAAGACAUUAGAACUGGAUUUUUGGUGACAGAAAUGUCCACAAAAUUUAAGACCACACAAUGUAAUAGACAGUGCAGUGAUAUAACCAAACUAUCAAACAUGGGUUUCAUCAUUGGAUACACCGAUACUGAUAAGAGUCAACAUUACGUCUCAUUUCGUUACGACUCAAACGGACAAACUCUGCUACCGGUGCUCAACGAUACCGAUAUGCCAUUCCAUAUGAAAACAACGGGCGUAAUAUCGGAUGAUGGCAUAUGGGUGCCAGGAGAGCAAACACUUUAUAUGAAUUCACUCUUUGAUUGGUCGCGACGAUGGACUAGAUAUCGACCGAAAAGAGUUGAGUACUUUUUGGGCACAAAAAUUGUUGGUUUAUUUGAGGUCCACAAAGAGGUGUAUGCGAUGACUGCCAACAAUGAAGUCGAGAAAUACGACCGAAUGUUCGGUACCAAAAACAAAAGGGCCAGUGAACCAAGAUUAGCACUGGUUCUUGGAGACAGAAAUGUCCACAGAAUUUACGAUAAUAAGGCACACAGUAAGUGCUUAUCCAGUGCCACUCCAUACAGUGCUCUCAAAGGCAUUGGUAGUGUUGAUUGGGUUGGAUUAGGUGGUGGUCGAUGCGGUCGUUCCCAUUAUUACGGCUCCGCUCACAGGAUAUUAGGUGGUAGAGUAGCACAGACUGGAGAGUUCCCUUGGAUUGUGUCACUACACCGGUCCGGACAGUUCAAGUGCGCCGGGUCCAUCAUCAAUGCCAAUACCGUACUCACGGCUGCACAUUGUGUAUCAGGUGUUAUGGCAUCUGAUGUGACGAUACGAUACAACACUUUAUUUAAUUCAUACAAAGGUUUUAAGAGAAAUGUGACAAAACUUAUAAUUCAUCCAAAAUAUAAUAAUCAGACCAUUGAUAAUGACAUCGCUAUCGUGCGGUUAAGUAAAAAUCUAGUCUUAGGUUUAUGUAAUUCAGGAUCAAUUUGUUUGCCCUCAAAAUCUGACAACAUAUCACCCGGUGAUGUAUUGACAGUCAUGGGAUGGGGUCUAAUUGACACUUCCAAGAGUUCGCCAAUACUAAUGGUUGUGGACAUUCCGAUGAUAUCAUUGAAAAUGUGUCGCAAACAAUAUAAAUAUUUACCAAAAGUGUUUAAAAUUACUGAAAAUAUGAUUUGUGCGGGAUUUACAUCUGGAGGACAGGAUGCUUGCAGUGGCGAUUCUGGUGGACCUCUGGUUAAAAGUUUUGACGGAAAUGUAUUUGUUUUAAUGGGAAUCGUGUCCAAGGGAUUCGGUUGUGGUCUACCAGACAAGGCUGGGGUUUACACUAAAGUAUCUAAUUAUGUCGAUUGGAUCAAUGCAAACUUA